UUGGAAGCUGAGCUUUCACCAUGAAGACUCACAUCCACGCAUUGUUGAUUCUACUUCUGGGGCUGUGUGUAACGACCUUGGCACAGUCUCAGGUUAUGCCAGCAUGCGCUCAACUGUGCCUCAAGAGCGCGUUUGGAACAGACACCUGCACGCCCACUGACAAAGCUUGCAUUUGUACAAAUACCAUCUUCCAGGGCAAUGUCUCAGCAUGCGUUGCUACAACUUGCACUAUUCCUGAGUCUUUGGUGACCCGUAACAUCAGUCUCACUAGCUGUGGUGUCCCAGUUCGCAACCAUGGCCACGACUAUGUCGUUCUAUCCAACACAAUGAGCAUCAUUGCCGCGGUCUUCGUCGGGAUUCGCUUCUUUUUCAAGGCAACAGUGUCGCGCAUGGACAUUGGCUACGACGAUUGGUGUGUACUCGCUACACUCAUCGCCGCAACUCCGAGCGUGAUCAUUACCGUAUACGGUACUGUCAAGAAUGGUCUUGGUCAAGAUAUGUGGGCGCUCACACCUCAGGAAAUCACUGAGAUGUUGAAGUGGUUCUACGUCAUGGCCACGCUCUACUUCACUCAAGUCACGCUGCUAAAGUUGACACUCAUCUUCUUCUAUAUUCGCGUUUUUCCAAGUAAGGAGGUGCAGCGACUGCUGUGGGCCACCGUAGUGUUCGUGCUCCUGUGGGGCAUUGCGUUUAUCAUCACUGCUAUCUUCCAGUGCCAGCCCAUUCACUACUUUUGGACAAAGUGGGAUGGGAUGCACAACGGCACCUGCCUGGACUCCAAUGCCAUUGCUGCCUCCAAUGCAGCUAUCAGCAUUGCGCUGGACUUCUGGAUCCUCGGCAUACCUCUUUGGCAGCUAUGGGGACUAAAACUACACUGGAAGAAGAAGGUUGCUGUUGCACUCAUGUUCUGCCUUGGAACAUUUGUGACCAUCGUCAGUAUACUUCGACUACAGUCUCUGGUCCAGUUUGCGCAGACUUCGAACGCAAGUUGGGAAUUCUACAAUGUCUCGGUCUGGAGUACAAUCGAGAUAUGUGUCGGUAUCAUGUGCGCCUGCCUUCCUACUCUUCGUUUGCUCCUUGUCAAGCUGUUCCCCAUCCUCGGUGGCUCUUCAGCUCGAUCCAGAAAUAACUACUACAACUACGGCAGCGGAAAUGAGCUGAAGAAUGUCGGAGGCGCGAGCCAGAACAAACGGUCUCUUCACAAUGACACUGCGAUCUCAAGCCCGAGGAGCGGAGUGUUCGGUCAGGGAGAUGGCAUCACAGUCAAGACCAGCUACACAGUGCAACACAGUAAGAGCGACACAGAUGAGGCUAGCUUGGUAAGCCACGAGGAGAAGAGGGCCACUGAAACCCGAAUUUAGAUCUAUA
Messenger RNA from Didymella exigua CBS 183.55, 1368 nucleotides. RefSeq lists its product as uncharacterized. Bases 21 to 1361 code for a protein of 446 amino acids. The record is from RefSeq and is a predicted model, not a curated record. The transcript is spliced from 4 exons. Lineage: Eukaryota; Fungi; Ascomycota; Dothideomycetes; Pleosporales; Didymellaceae.